Messenger RNA from Melanaphis sacchari, 2240 nucleotides. RefSeq names its product growth factor receptor-bound protein 14-like. Gene Ontology annotation, biological process: signal transduction. NCBI's taxonomy places the organism in Eukaryota, Metazoa, Arthropoda, Insecta, Hemiptera, Aphididae. The record is from RefSeq and is a predicted model, not a curated record.
AUGACUAAUUCGUACUUAACCGACAAUAAAAUUAACAAGGAAGUGUUACAAAUAAAAAAAUCGACAACAAAAGAAAAGUCUAUCGAUUUCUGGUUGAUAAGAAGGAUUUGGUCUUUAAUUAAACAAGUAGUUCAUAAUCGUGACAUGACGUCGUCCUUACCUUACAGACAAUUAGAAGAUGAUAACAAUGCAGAUGACCAAUUGGAGCUCAAUUCCACAUCGACUGAGAUUAAUGUUUAUCAUGUUGAUGGUACGUAUGAAACAGUUUCAGUAACCCCAAGUACAACAUCCGAGCAAAUAUGUUCCCAAAUAGCCAAAAAAGUUAUCUGCCAAACUUACGACUGGUCAAUUGUGGAAAUUUGGAAAGACGAAGGGAUAGAGAGAACAUUAGAAAAUCACGAAUCUGUGUUAUUAUGUUACCAAAAAAUGGGGCCCGAGAAAAACAGAAUAUUGGUUCUCCGUCUAAGCAACAAAAUGUUUCACAUGUUCAAGCAUCCAGAAGAAUUUUCUCUCUAUAGAACAUGGGAUCUUAAUAAAAAAAAAGAAACUAAAGUCAUACAGAAAGUUCUUAAUGGUGACAUUUGUCCAUUACAUUUUGGUCAAGUAUGGGUUUAUGAUUGUAAUAAAACAAAACCCUUUUGGGAUAUAACAGUUUUGUUACUCAAGGAUAAAAAUCUGUAUCUCUCAUCAAAUCACAAAAACAUAGUACCACUCAUUAGGAGAGCCGGAAUUAGCUGCUUUCUCAACAGUAUUAUGUUUGGAACACGAGAUAAAUGUCAAGUACAAGUCUGGGCUUAUUUAGGUGACUUUAGAAUAUUCACCACUAAUAAGAGAGUACCAGGUUCUCCUACAGAUCAUUGCCUAUGUUUGGUGCCCGCUAGUGGCAUAAAGCAGUACAUUGCGUGCAGUUCCGAUAAAACUCAAUCUUAUUGGAUGUGCGCUAUGAGAUUGUCGAAAUAUGGAAAGCAAUUAAGAGACAACUAUCGAUCAUUUGUGAAGAAGCAUAACGAUACUAAUGAAUAUGAAUAUAAUAAGAAACCAUUGCCCAAUGAGAGUGUACGGUCCCACGUAGCUAUGGACUUCUCUGGUAAUGUUGGUCGUAUUGUAGAAGAUCCCAAAGAAGCACUUGCCAUUGCUCAAGCAGAGACUGGUAGUGUGCGACGAAGCUGGCGAUCCAGUGGUCGAACAACUCCUGGUCUUCAAACGGCUAUCACAAAACUUGAAAAUGAUAUUCACUUAUCUCAGCCAUGGUAUCAUAAAAAUAUGAGCCGUGAUCAAGCUGCCAAUGUCCUUAAUGGACUUGGGAAUAAAGAUGGGGUAUUUUUAAUACGAGAAAGCAAAAGUAAAUGUGGAUCAUAUGUACUAACAUUUAAAUGCGGUGGUAAAAUUAUCCAUACACCUAUUGUAGCACAAAUGGAUCCAAUUAAUGAUCAAGUUUGUUUUACACUAGACAAUGGUGUGAUCAAAUUUUAUGACCUUUUACAACUAGUAGAGUUUUAUCAAUUAAAUGCAGGUAGUCUGCCCACCCGACUGAUGCAUUAUGUUGUCCAAGUACCAGUCACCAAAUGAAAUUUGCAUUAAUACAAUGCACAGACGACAUACACAGUUCCUGUUGACACAAAAUAUUCUCAUCCAAAAGGUGUGUGACCUAUAAAAUAAUAACACAAUUCUACAGGUAAAAUACCUACGGUUUAGGUAUUUUAAUUAUUUCGACCAUCAAAUUACUAAUUAUUUAUCUUUUUCUUUUUUCUCUUUUUCUUUUUCUAACGUACCAUAACGUUAUUGUAAAAAAUUUGACUGAAUCGUUAAAAAAACAUCUACCGUUUGCACUGUUCAAACUCAAAAAUUUUAUAUUUCAGUGUUACAAUUAGUUAUUAAUGUGUUAUCCUAAUGGAUAUAAUUAUUUUGCGCGAUCAGUUCCUAGAUUAACUAGUUCGUAACAUUCAAUCAAGCACCUUUAGGACUUAUUAUUUAAUUGUAAUAUUAGAGAGAAUAAUAAUAAUAAAAAUCAUUAAUAAUUAUUGUCAUUUAAAAUAUAAUAUAAUAUUUAUAUUGUGAUAACUUUUGUCUUGCAUUUAAGCAUGACAGACCAAAUAUUUAGCAUGUAAGCUUACCUAAUAUUAAAUGGAAAAUAACAUAUUCUAUUUAACUUAUUUAACAUGGUAUUCAGUAGUCAAUGUAAAAGCAAUAAUAAUUGUUAUUAUGAACUUUGUAAUAUCCGUCAAAAACAAAAAAUUUAA